This is a messenger RNA of Xenopus laevis (African clawed frog), 5118 nucleotides long. It is a transcript of the gene tax1bp1.L, whose product is annotated as Tax1 binding protein 1 L homeolog. The record is from RefSeq and is marked provisional. NCBI's taxonomy places the organism in Eukaryota, Metazoa, Chordata, Amphibia, Anura, Pipidae.
CCUCUGUGUACCUGAAAUGCCAGGGCCUAUUGUAAUUCUCAGUCCAGACCUGCCAUGAUACACAUUAAUCAGCAACUCUACAGGUACACCCGCGUUUAGUUAAUAUUUAUCACAUGACGAAGACGCCAUACGUCACGUGCGGGUGACGUCACGCGAGGGCGAAUCGCCAGUAGGAAAUGGGAGCACUCUCUCUCCACUCAUCAGCUGACUUGAUGCGAUGCCGGGUAAUAUGUUUCCGCGUUCCAACUAAAGGAAGUGAUGCAAAUAAUACGCAAGCACGACUCAGUGGAAAGAAAACAAUCGCUGUGCUUGGCAUGCGGAAGCACCUUAGUGCGGACGGGAUUAUUGGGGUCAGACGUUCGCUGGUUCUGUCUCUGUCACCAUCUGUCUUUGACGUAGCGGCUACACCGGCCUAAGCACGGGCCCGCGACCUCCCACAGCCUUCUUCAGAGGUUAAAAUGUCAGCUUUACAAGACCUUUCAUCACCAAGCAGUAACCUGCAGAUGUCCAACUUUGCACACGUGAUCUUUCAGAAUGUUGCUAAGAGUUACCUACCAAAUGCCCCUCUUGAGUGCCAUUACACUCUCACUCAGUAUAUCCUUCCACACCCAAAAGAUUGGGUUGGUAUAUUUAAGGUUGGUUGGAGCACUCCUCGGGAUUAUUUUACAUUUCUGUGGUCACCUAUGCCAGAAAAAUAUGUGGCAGAGUCCACUUGCAACUGUGUGCUGACUUUUCAAGGAUACUAUCUUCCUAAUGAUGAUGGUGAGUUUUAUCAGUUUUGCUAUGUAACCAACAAAGGAGAGAUCCGUGGUGCAAGCACGCCAUUCCAGUUUCGGGCAUCUUCUCCUGUAGAUGAACUCCUGACCAUGGAAGAUGAGGGGCAUUCAGACAUGUUGGUUGUAACUACUAAAACUGGACUUCUUGAGUUAAAAAUCGAAAAAUCCAUGAAAGAAAAGGAAGAGCUUAUAAAAAUAACAACUGUGCUUGAAAAGGAAGUGCUACAGUUGAGAGAGCAUGUUGUAAGCUUAGAAGGUGUGCUUCUACGGGAACAAAAGAUAUCCGAGCAGCUUACGUCCGAGCGAGAGGAGCUGUUGAAUGCAUCGGAAAUCUUAAGAACUGAAUGUGAUGAAGCAAAGAGAAAAUAUAAGGACAUGUCGACUAGACUUAUUCAGCUAGAAGAAGAUAUCAUGUCAGUGACACAGAAAGCUAUAGCAAAAGAAACUGAGUUGGACAGCUUGAAAGAUAAGUUAAAGAAGGUAGUACUGGAGAAAGAACAACUGGAAUGUCAGUCGAAAUAUGAGAAGGAUGAAAAAGAACUCUAUAAGGUUCACUUGAAGAAUACAGAGAUCGAAAACACCAAACUUCUAACUGAGGUCCAGACAUUAAAGAACUUGGAUACAAACAAAGACAAUCUCAUUGCCCACUACAAGGAAGAGCUUGGAAAGCUGCAGAUUUGUCUAGUCGAUACAGAAAGAAUUAAUAAAGAACUUCUGCAGAAUUCUUCAAAUAAGGAGGAUAUCCCCUUUUUAAAGCAACAGCUACGAAAGUUGGAGGAUCAACACCAAGCCAGCAGACAAGAAGUUUCCUUAAUGUCUAGGGAACUGAGUGAGGCCGUAAAUAAACGUGAUAAAACCAUGUCUGAUCUUCACGCAGCUCGUCUUGACACAGACAGUGUGAGGCAGCAACUGGCUGAUGCUUUGGCUCAACUUAGUAUUCGAGAUGAGCAGCAGCAGAAGUCCAACCCUUUUGUGAAAAAGGACCAGGGGGUAGAGAAUACCAGAGUGGAGCAGGAACUUCGCAAAGAGAUUGAAGACCUGAAGCUGAGAUUGCAGAUGGCAGCAGACCACUAUAAAGAUAAAUUCAAAGAAUGCCAGAAGCUUCAGAAGCAAGUAGUAAAACUCACUGAGCAGCUUAAAGCUUCAGAAAAUCAGCAGAAAGAAAGAGAACUGUUUGGGAAUACAGAGGUUGCAAUUGUUACGGUUAUGAACCAAUGUACUCCACCAGUGAGUCCAUUUACUUCAGAUACUGUACCCGAAUUCGACAUAAGAGAACAAGUGCGGGAAAUGAGUUUAGAAAUAGCUGAAAAAACAGAAAAAUAUCGGAAGUGUAAGCAAAUGCUGGCUGAAGAAAAAGCGAGGUGCAGUGCUUAUGCGGAUGAUGUCGCCAAGAUGGAAUUAAAGUGGAAGGAGCAGCUCAAAGUCAACGACAGCAUCAAGCGGCAAUUGAUUGCUUUGGAUGAUCAAUAUAAAGUACAGUCUGCAGAAAAAGAUCGAGAAAUAUGUGACCUUUCUUAUAGUGUUGAAACCCUUCAUAAUGAAAAGGGAAAAAUGGAGCGAUUUAUAAAAGAACUUGAAAAAAAGAUGGAAAAACAAACAGACUGGGCUGCAAGUAACACCCAAGGACUGCAGUUUUUUAAUCCAUAUUGCGAUGAACAGCGAUUAGUUUCUGCCAUUCCAACUCAGCAGCCUCUUCUUCAGUUUGGAAAUCCUUAUACAUCUCAAGGAACUAGAGAUGGCGCAGAUGGAGCUUUUAACCCAGAUGAAGUGAAAGGACCUCCUGUCAGAGCGAACUCCUGGGGUCUCGAAGACAAGGUUGUCUGCAGUCAGCCUGCUCGCAACCUCAGUCGGCCUGAUGGUUUGGAAGAUCCUGAUGAAAACAACGCAGGCCUAAUGACUAAGGAUGACGAUGAAGAUGACGGUGAUAAUGUGAAUUUUGAACAGACCCCUGAUCCUACGCGAAUCAUCAUGCAGGACCAAUCAGGCUUCUGCUUUGAAGCAGGGUACACAAUGAAUAAGAAGUGCCCCCUCUGUCCUGUGUCAUUUCCUCCCAACUACGACCAGGGCCAGUUUGAGGCCCACGUGGAGAGUCACUGGAAAGUCUGUCCCAUGUGCAACGAGCAGUUCCCCCCAGACUGCGACCAACUCAUCUUCGAACGCCACGUCCAGACCCACUUCGACGGCAAUGUCUUAAAUUUUGACUAAAGCCGCCAUGUUUAUUGUAUGUUUGUAAUGUAGUGGUGAGGAGAUCACCCUAAAAACUAGACGUGAAAUGUAGCUUAAAGCAUCACUCAUGGGGGAAAUAAGCUGCUUGGAUGUGGGGAUCUCCCUUUACUUUCCCUUUAACAGACUGAAACUAUCCAUAGUCACCUCAUCCAAGGCAAGCAAUAUGGCAGUUUCCUCUCCUAUCCUUUAAUCAAUGCAACAUAUGCCUGGGUCGGUGGCUGUUCCUAUGUUAUAGUUAUUUGAUCUGACGUUUAUAAUAGAUUAUAGUCGUGCCAGUUCACUAUUCUAAUACCUGUCUGUUUAGCAGAGAGUGGAAGAAACCACUUAUAAACAAGGCGGGGAGGAUUGAUUUUCUUUAGGAAUGCUCUGCAAUGAUUUCAAGAUAAUUUCUUGCUUCUCUUAAGGGUGAGAUCGAUGUAACCCAGUGUUAACUUGCAGUUUAUCUUUCAGAGACAAGAGAGGCCACGGUAUAAGGGCUACAAAACCCAAAUGUUACCAGUGGAAGUAGAAGGGUAAUUCAGUAAUGACACAUAAAUAAGUCUGGGACUGAUUGCAGCAUGUCUAUUUAUCCUUCUAGUAACGUAGGGAAAUCUACUCGUUGCUUUCUGUUGUUUCUGCCCUGAUGUAACAUUACAUGAACAGCUUGUUUUUUUACAGGAGCAGUCUCAUGUGAUAUAUACCGGGAGAAGGCCAGCAGGCAACACUAAAGGGCAUAUUUAUCAAGCUGAUAAAGCAAAAGUGGAGUCACAAUAAACUGCACAGAACCACAAGCUGCGAAUAAAUGUGAAGUAUUUAAUGGCGGAUGACACAAAGGUGCUGUUUGCCAUUUAUAGUAAGUGGGGCUGACGGAGUACAAUUUGUUAUUGGAGUCAAACAUCAUGCAAAGCUUGAUAAAUACGCCCCUAAAUCUGAACUGCUAUGUUAGUGAAGCAAAAUCAUUUCUUGAGAUUCCAUCUGACUUAACAGAGUUACUUUGCAGAGUUGCCUGCUCCAGACCAUUACUCAUUGUCUGACAUGGGUUUCACAUACGAUCACUUCUUUUAAAGGAGAAGGAAAGUCCAUUUUACUUGGUGGUGCCAAAAGUUAUCACCCCUACUUGACACCCAGAAAACUGCACCGGCCGGGAUUCUUCCAGCGAGGACCACUCAGCGAUCAUUUUCCAGCUGCUUCUUCUUUCUUCAGAUUUCCCGGGGCAGACACAUGCGCACUAGAACGAAUAACUGGCUUUUCAUUAAAGUUCGUCUUUUCACUGUACUGUGGAUGGUCGUCUGCGAAAAGAAAGAAGAAGCCGGAAACGAUUGCUCCGUGGUGCUCACUGGGACGGGUGCAGUUUUUCUACUGAUAGGAGCACUGACCUGGGGUGUCAGGAAAGUAAAUGCAUCACUUGGGGGCACCUAGCUUUUGGCACCCCGAGUAUAACAGGAUUUUGCUUCUCCUUUAAGAAGGUUAAAGGGGACACUUCCUCUACUAUAUAACUCCUGUAAUAUUGCUGCCAAUGCUCCUCUAAGCACUUUGUAAUUACAUUUUUUUAAAGGUUUGCUGUUAUUAGCAGUUUUUAUAUUGUCAACAUCAUGUUUGUGCUCCCUGCUCUUUGACUUGGAUCAGGGCCAGGUAGGACAGCCACGUUUUACUGAUGUUCAGUUCACUGAGCAAUAAGACUGAGCAGGGAAACAUCACAAGACACUUGCUGCCUCAGUAAUUAAGCGUCUGCUGUUCUACCCAGUCCUCAACCAGCGCUUCAUUUUAUUAGCUGCUAAAAUAGUGAAAUCUAAAAAGCAUUCCCAGCAAUUUUACAUUGUUAUCUUUAAAGAAAUCACACUUUAUUUAUGUUUUAACCCUUUCUUGUAAUGUCUGUAUUAAUUGUCUUUCUGUUCCGUUUUGUUCUCGGUUCUUUUCAUCAUUUACUUUCUUGUUCAAAUGUCCUUUAGCUUCCAAUAAUGAGAAAUGUGAGUGCAUGUGUGUAGCUUGGGAAUGUGUCUAACCCUAAUGAGCGGCUGCUUUGCAGAGCUAUACAGUGAUUGUGUCAGAGAUUCUGUUAGAUCGAAUGCAACCGGGAUGUACAAGUGCAACUCCUCCUGUAAAUGAAAUGAUUAAACUUUAUAUUACCUACAACUCA